Messenger RNA from Ascochyta rabiei, 1002 nucleotides. RefSeq names its product thiamine metabolism- protein. The transcript is spliced from 3 exons. Gene Ontology annotation, biological process: thiamine biosynthetic process. NCBI's taxonomy places the organism in Eukaryota, Fungi, Ascomycota, Dothideomycetes, Pleosporales, Didymellaceae. The coding region runs from base 1 to 1002 and encodes 333 amino acids. The record is from RefSeq and is a predicted model, not a curated record.
AUGUCUCCUCCCGCCGCCAUCUUCGAUUCCCCUGCCCCGGCCGUUCUUGGCAAUGGUACAGACCUUAAGAAAGGCCUUGCUGUCAAGGCUGCCGCUGUGGGCCAUGAUGGUCAGGCCAAGACUCUGGCCGAAUUCGAGAGCAACUGGGACAACUUCACCUUUGCUCCCAUCCGUGAGAGCCAGGUAUCCAGGGCCAUGACCCGCCGCUACUUCAAGGACCUCGACACGUACGCCGAGUCUGACAUUGUCAUUGUCGGCGCGGGAUCGUGUGGUCUGUCCACAGCCUUCGUGCUCGCGUCCAAGCGUCCCGACCUUAAAAUCGCCAUCAUCGAGGCCGGUGUCGCCCCUGGUGGAGGUGCUUGGCUCGGCGGUCAGCUCUUCAGCGCCAUGAUUAUGCGCAAGCCUGCUCACCUGUUCCUCAACGAGCUUGGUGUGCCGUACGAGGAUGAUGGCGACUGGGUCACCGUCAAGCACGCGGCGCUGUUCACAUCGACUCUUUUGAGCAAGGUGCUGCAGUUCCCCAACGUCAAGCUUUUCAACGCCACUACCGUUGAGGACUUGAUCACCCGCCCUGCCCCCACGAGGGAAGAUGCCAAUGCAGUCCGCAUUGCUGGUGUUGUCACCAAUUGGACUCUGGUCUCUAUGCACCACGACGACCAGUCCUGCAUGGACCCCAACACCAUCAAUGCGCCCCUGGUCGUCUCUACCACCGGUCACGACGGGCCAUUCGGUGCCUUCAGCGUCAGGCGUCUUGUCAGUAUGCAGCAGAUCGAGAAGCUCGGUGGCAUGCGUGGUCUUGACAUGCGUACUGCCGAGGAUGCCAUUGUUAAGCGCACCCGUGAGAUUGUGCCUGGCCUGAUUGUGGGUGGCAUGGAGCUCAGUGAGGUCGAUGGAGCGAACCGCAUGGGACCUACAUUCGGCGCCAUGGCACUCAGUGGUGUCAAGGCUGCCGAGGAGGCUCUCAAUGUGUGGGACGAGAGGAGCGCUCAGAACGCCGAGUAA